Molecule: messenger RNA, 1507 nt
Organism: Sphaerodactylus townsendi
Lineage: Eukaryota; Metazoa; Chordata; Lepidosauria; Squamata; Sphaerodactylidae
Gene: ANAPC7
Product: anaphase promoting complex subunit 7
Biological process (GO): cell division
Molecular function (GO): protein binding
Source: RefSeq, a predicted model, not a curated record
CCAGGACCCCUGGCGGAGGCGCCAUUUUAGAGUCGUCUGGGAGAGAGCGGAGCUGUCGCCGUCGCCGCUACCGUUGCUGUCUUCUCGGCCGUUGUCUCUCCUCCCGGCCGUCCCAAUGAGCGUGGUGGAUCAUGUGCGGGAGAUGGCGGCCGCCGGCCUGCACUCCAACGUCCGGCUCCUCAGCGGGCUGCUGCUGACCAUGAGCGGCAACAACCCAGAGCUGUUUUCUCCCACCCAGAAGUAUCAGCUCCUGGUGUAUCACGCAGACUCCCUGUUCCACGACAAGGAGUAUAGGAAUGCCGUCAGUAAGUACACCAUGGCUUUGCAGCAGAAGAAAGCGUUGAGUAAAACUUCAAAAGUGAGGCCUUCUACUGGGAAUGCGGCAUCAACUCCUCAGAGUCAGAUUAACAUGAUGCUGGCCAAUUUGUACAAGAAAGCGGGUCAAGAACGUUCCUCUGUCACGAGCUACAAGGAGGUUCUGAGGCAGUGUCCAUUAGCCCUUGAUGCCAUCCUAGGUUUGCUGUCACUCUCAGUAAAAGGUGCAGAAGUUGCCUCCAUGACAAUGAACGUGAUUCAGAGUAUCCCAACCCUAGACUGGCUUUCAGUGUGGAUCAAAGCAUAUGCAUUUGUACAUACCGGAGAUAACACUAGAGCAAUCAACACCAUCUGCUCUCUAGAGAAAAAGUCGCUCCUGAGGGACAACGUUGAUAUAUUGGGGAGUCUGGCAGACCUUUAUUUCAGAGCUGGUGACACCAAGAAUGUACCAAAAUUUGAACAGGUUUACAGGAUGUUGGAUCCGCCUACGCCGCCCGGAAUGGACGUCUAUGGUUAUUUGUUAGCCCGGGAGGGUCGCCUGGAGGAUGUGGAGAAUCUAGGCUGCCGUCUCUUCAAUAUUUCUGACCAGCACGCGGAGCCUUGGGUGGUAUCAGGGUGUCACAGCUUCUACAGCAAACGCUACUCCCGGGCCUUGUACUUAGGCGCCAAAGCCAUCCAGCUGAACAGCAACAGCGUGCAGGCUCUCCUGCUGAAAGGCGCGGCUCUUCGGAACAUGGGCAGAGUGCAAGAGGCGAUCAUCCACUUCCGCGAGGCUAUCCGGCUCGCCCCUUGCCGGUUGGACUGCUACGAAGGCCUCAUUGAGUGCUACUUGGCAUCCAACGGUCUGCGUGAAGCCACCGUCAUGGCAAAUAACGUCUACAAAACCCUGGGAGCCAACGCACAGACACUGACUCUCUUGGCAACCGUUUGCCUGGAAGAUCCCGUCGCACAGGAGAAAGCAAAGACACUGCUGGACAAAGCGUUGACACAGAGACCUGAUUAUAUCAAAGCCGUGGUGAAGAAGGCUGAGCUGCUCAGCCGAGAACAGAAAUAUGAAGAUGGAAUUGCUUUGCUGAGGAACGCCCUGGCCAAUCAGAGUGACUGCAUUCUGCAUCGGAUGCUAGGGGAUUUCCUGGUGGCUGUUAAUGAGUAUCAAGAAGCCAUGGACCAGUAUAGUAUCGCUCUAAGGUAA